CAAAACCUCUCUAAGUGUUCAGAAAACAAGGUGUAAAAGCAUGCGAAUAAUGUUCAUACUUUGUGUCUUGAAAACUAACAUCUGUUUGUUCCUUCAGGUGCUUCGCCAGUUUGUAAGACAUGAGUCUGAUACAGUUGGUUCAUUGGUGCUCGAAAGAUCCAUGAAUCGUGUUCAGUUACUUGGUCGGGUUGGACAGGACCCUAUCAUGAGGCAGGUGGAUGGAAAAAAUCCUGUUACCAUAUUUUCCCUUGCAACCAAUGAGAUGUGGCGAACAGGGGAAAGUGAGGCAACCCAGGGAGGGGAUAUCAGUCAGAAGACAACAUGGCACAGGAUCUCUGUCUUCAGACCGGGCCUCAGGGAUAUUACAUAUCAGUAUGUGAAGAGGGGUGCUCGUCUCUAUGUUGAAGGAAAGAUAGACUAUGGUGAAUAUACAGAUAAAAACAACGUGAGACGGCAGGCCACAACAAUUAUAGCAGAUAAUGUGAUUUUUCUGAGUGAUGGUAGUAUGAAAGAAAAGGUGUGAGGUCAUUAGUGUUUGGACCCAGGCCAUUUCAUUCCUUUUGUUUUACAGUGCUUAAUAAUUCUGUAAUCGUGUCUAUUGCUGAAGUUCCUUUAAAAAAUAAAUAAAAUGUUUGAUACCUAUAGG
Messenger RNA from Athene cunicularia (burrowing owl), 646 nucleotides. It is a transcript of the gene SSBP1, whose product is annotated as single stranded DNA binding protein 1. Gene Ontology annotation, biological process: positive regulation of helicase activity; mitochondrial DNA replication. Gene Ontology annotation, molecular function: single-stranded DNA binding. The transcript has 5 exons. The record is from RefSeq and is a predicted model, not a curated record. The coding region runs from base 41 to 523 and encodes 160 amino acids. Gene Ontology annotation, cellular component: mitochondrial nucleoid. NCBI's taxonomy places the organism in Eukaryota, Metazoa, Chordata, Aves, Strigiformes, Strigidae.